Molecule: messenger RNA, 754 nt
Organism: Mycotypha africana
Lineage: Eukaryota; Fungi; Mucoromycota; Mucoromycetes; Mucorales; Mycotyphaceae
Exons: 2
Coding region: 262-468 (68 amino acids)
Source: RefSeq, a predicted model, not a curated record
CGUUUCCUCAUUUGCUGCACCGACUUACUUCGGCCCUUCCCUUGGUGACGCUAGUUUAGUUGUAGUAAACAUAGGAAAGGAAUACCAAGCGAAGCAUACACCAUUCUAUAGGCGUCUACAAUACUUGUAUACUUUUUUCUUCCUUUAUUCGCUUGAAUAUAGCUUAUAUGUACUAUUCACCUUUCAUCUCAAGCUAUACUAUCAGUUCGUCUCGCUUCCUUCCGUUGCCUCUCAAACCGUCUACAUUCUUUUUUACAAAUAAUGAUAUUUUCGGUUUGUGGUCUGACAUGCUCUUUUACUUCAUCUUCUGCUAUUCCUUAUGUUCUCUUUAAAAAUUCGCUUCUUCUAAUUGUAUAUGUCUCGUUUAAGCCGUAUGACCUCGCAGAAGUGCUAGUCCAAAUUAAUGAUUGGCAUUUGAUCUUAUUCCACAUAGUUGUAAACUUUGUCAUAUGUCUACGAGAGCGAUGAUUGGCGAGUUAGGCCACUUCUUGUGCGAAUUGCUAAAAAUGAGUCCUUGAACACGACGGGUUUCUAUUGUGGUCUUGGUGAGCCACGACCAAAAUAGUUACUGUAAUAGUUUGCAUGUGUUUUUGGUUGAAAAGCAAGCUGAAAUAGUUCAGUAUACCAGCGGAUGUUUCACCAGAAUAGAAAAGCACAAAAUUCUGCACACAAAGAGGACGUUACUAUUCAAAUGCUUAUACUGGAAAGAUCAGGCAUAGAAGCUCUGAAUUUCCAAUAUUUUGCGAUGAAGUCC